AUGGAUCGGAACACCACAUCUACGAAGCCAUCCCUUCCCCGUCCAUCCUCGGUCGCCUCCAGCAACGCAGCAUCCACGAACAAGAACCGCCAGUAUGCCCAUCUACACGCGCAGCUGGCUCAGUUGAACGCGCACCUUGCGGAUACGGAAAAUCUGUUGAGGAUGACAGCCGUGCAGGCUCAAGAUAUGCGCUUUCUGGGAGGCUACGUGGGCGCACUGUUCAUGGGCAGCGCGAAGGUUCUAGGGGAAGAAAGUGUGCAAGGGAGGGGAAAUCAAGCCGCGGAAGGCAAAGAGAGCUGA
Molecule: messenger RNA, 300 nt
Organism: Cladophialophora yegresii CBS 114405
Lineage: Eukaryota; Fungi; Ascomycota; Eurotiomycetes; Chaetothyriales; Herpotrichiellaceae
Exons: 1
Coding region: 1-300 (99 amino acids)
Biological process (GO): attachment of spindle microtubules to kinetochore
Cellular component (GO): DASH complex
Source: RefSeq, a predicted model, not a curated record